GUCUUCUCUUAAAAUUUAACCACAGGUUCCUUUACAAGCAUUUUUAAAGGGCUGAGUUGUUCUUGAAAUGAGUUUGGUGCUCAGAAAUCUACAGCGAGCCAUCCCCCUCCGGAGAGUACCACUCCGCAAGAAGAUAGAAAUAGUAAGGAAUAUUUUAGGAGUGCAGAAAUUCGACCUGGGGAUCAUUUGUGUUGACAACAAGAAUAUUCAGCACAUUAAUAGAAUCUACAGAGAGAAAAAUAUCCCAACCGAUGUGCUUUCUUUUCCAUUUCAUGAGAAUCUGAAAGCAGGUGAAAUUCCCCAGCCAGAUUUUCCCGAUGACUAUAAUUUGGGAGACAUUUUCCUAGGAGUAGAGUAUAUCUUCCAGCAGUGCAAAGAAAAUGAAGAUUACUAUGACAUCCUGACUGUGACUGCCACACAUGGGCUCUGUCACUUGCUGGGGUUCACACACAGCACGGAGGCCGAAUGGCAGAAGAUGUACCAGAAGGAGAAGCAGGUUCUCGAGGAGCUGAGCCGGCGCACAGGGACCAGGCUCCAGCCCCUGAGCAGGGGCCUCUUCUGAUGGCCAUGGUGCCCGCAGGAUACUCCAGAACACAGGGACGCAGGGUUGGUGGAAGAUGGACCCCUCCCUUUGAACUCUGAGAAUCAGGGACUCCCCCAAACUGAGGGCCCUGCUGGACAUGGCUGUCUUGUGGGGCUGCAGAAGUGCCAGCCCAUGCUGGGGCUUAAUUUCAUGAGUGGAACCUGACUGUAAAAGUACAAGAGAAAUUUCUACUCCUUACAUAGAAUACAGCAGACUUGUUUUCAGUAUUGUAAAUAAAAUAGUUCCUAACUCUUAGAAUGGACAAAUGGAACACAUGAAACCCCCUCCUCCUUGGGGUUCUGCCUUUGUACAGAGGCAGUUCCCUCUCCCACUUCCUCAGCCCACUCAGUAGUAAACAAGCAGCCUAGGGUGGGCAUGCUCCUCACCCUCCCCACUGGAGUCCUGGUGGAUUCAGUCCCCACCCUACCCUCGGGAGUGCUGUAACCUGGAGCCUUCACUUGGCGCCUCUAUGAGGGGAGGGACAAGGCUGACCCUUGGGGUGGCUGCAAGGCCCAGGAUGACCCCACAAUGCACAUCUCCCAUCUGUUGCGUCUCCCAAGGUGGGUGUGGCCCCUAGUCAGAGCAUUUGGCUAUAGAUGGUACCUGAGUCCUCUGUGUAGCACUGGCAUGGCUGGAGCUCUGGGGCCCCAGUUCCCCCUCACCUCCCACUGAACUACAGUAAGUGUCUUCUGGCUCCAAGGAGGUGCCUGGGCCCUGACUGCAGCAUCUCGUCCUCCCAGAGGAAGGUGCCCCUCCUGACAGUAUUUCCUGUGUUAUUUUCUGAGUAUUAAAGUCAACCCAGGAGUCAUCA
Molecule: messenger RNA, 1394 nt
Organism: Equus caballus (horse)
Lineage: Eukaryota; Metazoa; Chordata; Mammalia; Perissodactyla; Equidae
Source: RefSeq, a predicted model, not a curated record